AUGAGGGCGAGCACAUCUCUCUGUUUUCGUUGGUCAAAGUGAAUUGUCUUUUACUUCUCCUAUUUAUGGAGUUUUCUCUGGACCUGUCGAAUGUGCUGCAACGUGGUCCUUUGCAAGUGCAAGAAUUCUCACGGAGCCAUCGGGUGUAAUAUUGGCCGGUCAGUCAACCCAUCGACAGGAUCUGCACAACUACAAUGCCUCAGUCAAGGGCUGCAGAAUCCAGUGGUGGUCGAGGCUGGAGGCGAUGGGCCAAGGACGAACUCGCGCUGAACAAGGCCUUGUUACCCAUCAAAUUAAUCCUCUUCCUUUACUCUGGAGGGACCUCCUCAAUCCUAAUGUACCUGACCCUACACAUGAAACAGCUGGGCAUCACCCUCAAGGAAAUAGCUGUCAUCUCGGCCUUCCUGCCCCUCGCCAACAUCUUCGGGCCUCCUAUUGCAGGUUUAUUCGCCGACAAAACCGGCAACUACAGACUCGCCGUGUUCCUGAGUCUCCUGUUUUGCCUCGUUUUCCACAUCGUUUUACUCUACGUUCCUCCGCGCCUCGACCCUGCGCUCACUCUCUCCUGCGGUCCGGAUGGCCACGCGCUCUCCUCGGUCACGUGCAGUCCCUGCGACCGCCUGAACGAUACUGAGCUGUCCUUGGUGCUUGAGAAUUGCAAGUUCAGCUGCGAAUCCCCCCCGCCUUCCGAAUUCUCCCUGUGUCUGCCGAGCGAUCACGAGCCGAGAUGUCGCAGCUUCAACAUCAGUGACCAGAUUAUUAUCAACGGCAGUGUGUCCUUAGUCCAAGAUGGCGACACGUGCAGCUACACGGAAAUAGUACACGAAGGAGAGGUAUUCCAAGAAAUGGUCUGUCCCUCCGAGUGCCCCGUCGAGUGCCGAGCGACGGGGUCCUUCGCGUGCCACCGCCCAGACGACAGUGAGGGCGACGGGUCCGCUACGUUCUGGAUAUACUUUGCCCUACGAAUGAUCGCCACUUUUUUCAUGGCGUCGCUUUUCACGAUGAUGGACGCCCUCACCCUGGCAGUGUCGAAGAAGCACGGCGGUGACUAUGGCAAACAACGCUUCUUCUUCAUCGUGGGCUUGGCGACGAUUCCCCUCCUGGCCGGCGCGGUCGUCGACUGGAGGAAGGCGGCGACAGGUCUGGCGGAUUAUGGAUCAGCCUUCUACUUAGGAGCCGCCCUGACGCUGGUGGCCGGGCUGCUCGUAUUGAGACUGCAAUUCCAGGUCGAGGAAAACCAAGAGAAUAUCCUGAAAAAUGUCCUGAAGCUGGUGACGAGGAUGGAAAUCAACGUUCACUUCCUGAUGGUGCUUCUCCUGGGCACCAACUGGGGCUUCAUUGAGAGCUUCCUCUUCCUCUACUUGGAUACGCUUGGUGCUUCGACCUUCCUUAUGGGCUUAACUCUCACUGUGGGAUCCCUAGUUGGCUUGCCAGUGAUGUUCAUCGCAGACACCGUGAUUCACAAACUCGGCCGUGCGACUAUAUUUGCCUUGUCCUUCUUCUCCUACUCCGUCAGACUUAUCGGUUACUCGUACAUCAGCGACCCGUGGCUCGUGUUCAUUUUCGAGGCGUUAGAGAUCAUUACUUACCAGCUGAUGUGGGUUGCGGCCAUGACCUCGUGUCCUGUUUUGGCACCUAAGGGGCUUCUGGCAACCAUGACGGCACUCACUGGCACCAUUCACUUCUCUCUCGGACGCGGCUUGGGGUCCCUCAUCGGUGGCUACCUCAUCGCUGCCAUGUCCUUCCCCGCUGCCUUCAGAGCAUUCAGCGCCGGCACGUUCGUCUGCGGCGUCCUUUACGUCGUGGUCCACUAUUUCUACCUGCGGAAAAGAAUCCCACAGAGAGAGGACGUCGAGGAGAGAGCAGAACCUCACGAAGAGAUCAACCUUAUGCAAGGGCGCCAAGACACAGCUCACUCUCGCCCUAACGUCCACAGUCCAAAGGAUUCGCAAAUUUAGGCUUGCAAGUGUCAGUCAUGAUUAAUCUCUGAAUAACAAUAUUGGGAACAAACACACACACACACACCACACACCACACAGACACACACACACACACACAAACACACACACAAACACACACACACACACACACACACACACGCGCGCGCACGCACGCACACACACACACACACACAUACACAGGAAUACACACACACAGACAUACGCGCAUUCCCACACAUACACGUGCACACUUACAAACAUAUACAUACGCAUAUAUAUGUUUGAAAGGAAGGAGCAAUAAUUGUGCUUACACAUUUUCUCUCUCUCUCUCUCUCUC
Molecule: messenger RNA, 2277 nt
Organism: Penaeus chinensis
Lineage: Eukaryota; Metazoa; Arthropoda; Malacostraca; Decapoda; Penaeidae
Product: major facilitator superfamily domain-containing protein 6-like
Exons: 13
Coding region: 195-1958 (587 amino acids)
Cellular component (GO): membrane
Source: RefSeq, a predicted model, not a curated record